AUGACUACUAGCAUAAAUUCGGUGGUGACCGUUUUCCAAAACGUAUUCACAAAUCAUGGAAGCUCAUUGCUCAAUGGCAUUCUGAUAGCAACGACGAUUGGUGGACAAUCGCUGGUCCGUAAGUUGACGUUUGCAUGUCCAUGUGCCUACCCGCUUAAUAUUUAUCAUUCACUGGUAUUCAUGUUCGGACCAACCGCGGCCCUUCUAUUGAUCGGGAUAAUGGUUAAUAAUACCACGUGGAAAUUAUCGCACGGCGCAUUUUUUCGGGUGAAUGAAACCCGACAUAGUUGGAAAACGACGUGUGUUUCAUGGAUCGAGGUAAUUGUGCAAUCAUCGAUCGCCCCACUUGCAUGGCUUUUUGUGGUUUUUCUCGAUGGCGGAUAUUUUCGAUGCUUGCGAGCUCAUGAAUAUUGCAAAAUGGAGGACGCCGAGUUGUGCAAGAACACCACGAUCUUCAACGCGUAUUUGGCGUCGACGAGUUUCGAGAAAAUCAGCGACGGCGGACGAAUAUGCCCGCCGUGCAUUUGCAAUCCGCCGCCGACGGACGCCUCGUUUUUAGAAGCCGAAUCGCAGAUCUACGCGUGGGUUCUCGUCAUUUUCUGCGGGAUUUUGGGAUUUUUGAUGUUAUGUUGUAGUCGAAUGUGCGACAAGUACACAUUGGUUCAACGCCAGUACGUCGAGACUUACAAGAAUGUCGAGAAUCAGCAAUUCGACGCCGUUGCCAAGGAGCACGUGACCGCGUUGGCUGAGAGCAACGCUCGCGCAUUUUUCAGCCAAAAAGACUGGACAAAACGGGAUUGGGACUGGAUUUCGGGAAUUCCGGAGCUGAAUAAUCCGCUUUUUGCGAGACUUCGAUUAAUUGCGUCGGAGAAGACGUCUCAGACAAUGUACACUCCUCUACAGCUUUGGAAUGAUCAUAAGGUUGAUGCUGACAUUGUGGCGAGAAGGAGAAUUGCCGCUGUUGAAUCCGAGAUAAUCGACCGUUGA
Molecule: messenger RNA, 987 nt
Organism: Caenorhabditis bovis
Lineage: Eukaryota; Metazoa; Nematoda; Chromadorea; Rhabditida; Rhabditidae
Source: the annotation of a GenBank genome assembly